UCGCUCUGGGUGAGAUCGUGGAACAGUAAGCCCCAAGUCAUCUUGACGGCUACGAUGAGCCGGAGGUCCAAACCAGGAGCCCGAGGGCAGCAGGAGAACGUGUCCUCAUGCCUACUUGAGGACCAUGAGAACCAGCAGGUGUUUGAGCUCUUGGGCAGGAAAUGCACGACUAUGGUCACAACUGUGGCCCAACUCUUCCUGGCUUUGCCCCAAGGCAGCAGAAAUUGGUCCAAGCAGGGCUGUGGAGUCCUGUGUUUUGUGAAGGAUAAUCCCAGACGUUCAUACUUCAUCCGCUUCUAUGAUCUAAAGGAUAGGAAGAUGACCUGGGAGCAGGAAUUGUACAGCCAGCUGGUCUAUAUUGCUCCCACCUCUUAUUUCCACACCUUUUCAGGAGAUGAGUGCAACGUGGGGCUCAACUUUGCCAACAAGAGCGAGGCACAUGCUUUUCAACAAAUGGUGGAAGAGAAGAUCCAGAAGAGGAACCAGAGGAUGGACAGACAGCCGCCGCCACCACCACCACCUCCUGUCAAUGAAGACAGAAAAGCAAGUCUCCUACAUACCCCAUCUCCUGGGAUUGACUCAAAUGGACGUGGUAUGCAGCCAAACUCUCUUUCAGUGGCUCUGCCUUUGGCAACUGUUGACAUCCAGAAUCCAGACAUCACGUUUUCCCGCUACCGUGGACUUCCUGUUCCUACUGCAGUGGAUAAAAAGAAGGGGAAAAAAAAGAUUUCAAAGGCUGACAUUGGAGCUCCCAGUGGGUUCAAGCAUAUCCAGCACAUUGGAUGGGAUCCCAACAGUGGAUUUGAUGUGAAUAAUUUAGACCCUGAUUUGAAGAUAUUCUUCUCCCAGGCGGGGAUCAGUGAGGCUCAACUGACUGAUGUUGAGACUUCAAGGAUUAUCUAUGACUUCAUUGAAGGCCAGGGGGGCCUGGAGGCUGUGAAGGAAGAACUGAGACGACAAGGUCCAAGUCAUCCCCCACCCCCACCCCCAAAUCGUUCUGGCCCUCUUCCCCCACCUCCAGGACAUUGCCGAAGUGGCCCUUUACCACCCAUUCCACCUACAUCAAACAGGGGAGCUGUCCCCUCCCCACCGCAGCCCUCUCGUGGACACCCCAGCCCUCAGUGGGGACCUCCUCCACCAGUCUCUCGGCCUGGAUCAACCCGUCCUCCACCAUCUCUGGCUGGGUCAGCUGUGCCGCCGCCACCACCACCUCCUCCUCCUCCACCACCACCUCCAUUCCAGAGUUCUGCACCAUGCCCCCCUCCACCUCUUCCCUCUGGAGGGCUUAGUUCUUUGGGGACUCAGCCUGCUGUUGCCUCCACGGGGCGUAAUGCAUUACUGGAUCAGAUACGCCAAGGGAUACAACUGAACAAGACACCUGAUGUGUUGGAACCACCACAAACUGCACAGAGCUCUGAGGGCCUGGUAGGGGCUCUUAUGCAUGUGAUGCAGAAGAGGAGCAAGGUCAUCCAUUCCUCUGAUGAAGAUGAAGACAAUGGAGAGGAAGAAGAGGAUGAUGAAUGGGAUGAUUGAGUUCAGAAGAAAGUCUGAUCCUUCUGUCAACCUGCUGCUGUCUGAAUUGCUGUUGGCAUUUAAUCAGACUGCUACUCUGUUGUUGUCCCCCUUGCAAUCUGUUCAGAAAUCCAGUAGAUGCAGGGGCAGCUCUGCUUUAGCCUCUGCAGCAAAGGGUCAUUAUUUUCCCAUCCUCCAGCAUCACUUAGGCCUAAGCAUAGUUCUCAUUCUCUUCCCUCACCUGUGCACCUGGAUGCCUUUGACAGUCUUAGAAAGUGAGGCUGUAAUCCUACCUCUUUCAAACCUUCACUCUUGACAAUACAACUUCUAAUCUCCUGUGUCUAACUUUCUAAGAGCCAUAUUAUCUUUCACUCAGCCCCCUCAUCAACCUUUCUUUUUCCUAGCCAUAUAAUCAUGUGUAUUUUUUCAAGUGGUUCCCCUUUUGAGGCUAACAUGCAGGUAUGAAGAUUAUAGGAAUGUAAGUAAAACCUCUGUCUUAUAAAAAAAAAACCUGUGCAUUGUUAAC
This is a messenger RNA of Rhineura floridana, 2038 nucleotides long. It is a transcript of the gene WAS, whose product is annotated as WASP actin nucleation promoting factor. NCBI's taxonomy places the organism in Eukaryota, Metazoa, Chordata, Lepidosauria, Squamata, Rhineuridae. The transcript has 12 exons. Bases 55 to 1533 code for a protein of 492 amino acids. Gene Ontology annotation, molecular function: microtubule binding; actin binding. Gene Ontology annotation, cellular component: actin filament; cytoplasm. Gene Ontology annotation, biological process: actin filament polymerization. The record is from RefSeq and is a predicted model, not a curated record.